AUGUCUGGAAGUUCCUCCAGUAGGCCAGCUGCAAGCAUCACUAGACAGUCUCAAAGAAUUGCUGCCAUUGCACACCAGCAAGAAGAUGACAAUGAAGACAUUGAGUCAGUUCUACCUCCUGAGUCUGAUGAAGACAUUCCAGCAGAAGCUGAGAAAACACAACUGGCCAAACAGAGUUGA
Molecule: messenger RNA, 180 nt
Organism: Uncinocarpus reesii 1704
Lineage: Eukaryota; Fungi; Ascomycota; Eurotiomycetes; Onygenales; Onygenaceae
Exons: 1
Coding region: 1-180 (59 amino acids)
Source: RefSeq, a predicted model, not a curated record